Mugil cephalus (flathead mullet) is the source of this 1039-nucleotide messenger RNA. Its product is annotated as olfactory receptor 2F1-like. Gene Ontology annotation, biological process: G protein-coupled receptor signaling pathway. The transcript has a single exon. The record is from RefSeq and is a predicted model, not a curated record. NCBI's taxonomy places the organism in Eukaryota, Metazoa, Chordata, Actinopteri, Mugiliformes, Mugilidae. Gene Ontology annotation, cellular component: membrane. Gene Ontology annotation, molecular function: olfactory receptor activity; G protein-coupled receptor activity. The coding region runs from base 113 to 1039 and encodes 308 amino acids.
GUCACAGAUGACUAAAAACAAAGUAAAUUUACUGUUGCCACUACUAUUGAUUCAUAAUAAUACAUAACUCUUUUGCUGUGUUCAUUUCUUUCUAAUACUCAGUGUGUGAGACAUGGACAACUCAAGUGAGGUUGUUUCUUUUGUGCUGGCUGCCUAUGGUGACAUUGGACCAUUAAAGUACCUGUAUUUUAGCUUAAUGCUGCCCUGGUACCUCUCUAUAUGUGUGGCCAACACAGUCCUCAUUGUGGUCAUAUAUGUGGACAGGAGGCUGCAUGAGCCCAUGUAUAUAUUACUUUGUAAUUUGUUUCUGAAUGAGAUCAGUGGCAGCACAUCUUUGUAUCCUCUCAUGCUCUCCCAGAUGUUUUCAGACAACCAUGAGGUGUCCCUGCCGUGGUGUUUCCUGCAGAUGUCUUAUCUCUAUGUCUGUGCUUCUGUUGAGUUUUGCAGCUUAACAGCCAUGGCCUAUGACAGAUACAUCGCUAUCUGUUAUCCUUUACAAUACAAUGUGAUGAUGAGCACAGAGAGGGUGUUCAUCAUGAUCCUGCUCGCAUGGACAUAUUCAUUUGCUAACUUUAUUGUCUCGUUUUCAUUCAUCUUCAGUUUGAAAUUUUGCAGACAUAAGUUGGACAAAGUGUUCUGUGACCACCGUUUACUGGUUAAACUUGCAUGUUCGGUUUCAGUGCACAACAACAUAUCUGACAUUGUUUUUGGCUUUGGCACUAUGGUGAUCCCAUUCUGUCUCAUUUUAGUCUCUUACAUGAAGAUUUUGGCUGUUUGUCUGAACACAUCUAAAGAAAACAGACAGAAAGCUGUCACUACAUGUAUGCCACAGAUUGUCUCUGUUUCAAACUUGUUUGUCGGCUGCAUUUUUCAUUUUGUUGAUUCCAGGAUUGAAACUGCUCGUGUACCGGAUAAGGUCCGUGUAAUUCUGUCUGUGUAUCAUCUUAUUUGUCAACCGAUGAUCACUCCCUUUAUGUAUGGGUUUAACUUACCGAAGAUAAAGAAUGCAAGUAAACGACUUCUGUUUGACUGGAAAUAA